Lonchura striata (white-rumped munia) is the source of this 3240-nucleotide messenger RNA. The record is from RefSeq and is a predicted model, not a curated record. Lineage: Eukaryota; Metazoa; Chordata; Aves; Passeriformes; Estrildidae.
CUGAGGCGGCUUCGGGAGCCGCCAUCGAUCCCAAACCGCAAAUCCCGACCCCAAAUCCCGAAUUCCCACCCCAAAUCCCGAAUUUCCCACCCCAAAUCCGGCCAUGGAGCGGCGGCAGGAGCUGAAGGUGCUGCUGAAGCGCUGGGAAGGAGAAUUCCUGCGGCAAUGGCGGCGCAAACCCAGUCAGGCCGACAUCAAAGAAGCUCCAGAGGAAAUCAAGGCUCAGUACCGGGAGUUUUGGGCGCUGCGGCGCCAGGACGGAGCCGCCGGAGAGUCCCAAAAUUCCCAAAAUUCCCAAAAUUCCCCAAAAUCCCAAACGACCACGAACGACCAACAGGUAGAAGAUUCAGGAUUUUGGGGCUCCCACCUGAACCGGGCCCCGAAAAUUCCCGGAAAAAGCCGGAAAACCCCGACGGGAAUUUCGGAGAUUUUUGGGAUGAAGCUCAAAGCCAAACUGGGAACAGCUGGGAAGGAGCCGCCUCUGACCCCUCGCAGGACCCCAAAUCCCGGGAAACCCCCAAAAAUCUCCGAUUCCCAAAAUUUACCGAAUCCCGAACCACCGAAACCACCGGAUCUCGACGCCGAAACUUCUCUGCCGGAAAAAGAUCCCGAAAAUUCCCCGGAAUUCCCGGAUCCCGUCCCCAAUCCCGGAUUUCCCCCGGAUUCCGGAAGGUUCCGGCAGCUCCGGCGGAACGUUGGGCGAACUUUGGCUUCUCUGGAUCCCGGCUGGAUCCGGCGCUGCGAGGAAAUCCUGGAAAACCCUCGGGAAUUCCCGGCAGAUUUCGGGAAUUUUGGGAAGAAACGGCCCCGGGACGGCGCCGGCGCCGCGGCGACUCCGGCCAAGCUCCGCAGAAUUCCCGGAAUUUCGGCUCGGGAAGGGGAGGAGGAGGAAAAAUCCCAAAUCGGAGCCGCGGCGGCGCCGGAUCCGGGCGGAAAAAUCCGGUGGGAGGAAGAGGAGGAGGAGGAAGAGGAGGAAGAGGAGGAGAGAAAAGGCAAAGCCACACGCAAAGCUCGAGCCCCGGCUGGGAAUUUCGUCCGCCUGAAUCUGAAGAGAAAAACCUAUUCCCGUGCAUCCCUGAGGGGAAAAUUCCUCCGCAAACAGGUUUGGAGGCAGAAAUGGAGGAAAAAGUUCCGGAGCGGAGGCGAUCUUUGUUUUCGGUGUGGUGGGAAAGGGCACUGGGCAUCCGAGUGCCGGGAGAAAGAUUUGGGCUCGUUCCCGGAUGAAAUUCCCAAGGAUGAGGAGAAAUCUCUUCCCACUCUGGAAGAAGCGGCCCAAAGGUGCAACGGAGAUUUUAUUCCAGAAAGUCCUGAUGGAUCCAACACGGAAAAUUCCCAACUCUUCCAAGAUUCCCUGGAUUUCCUUCCUCGGGAAUUUUCCCCUCCAUCCCCUCCUCCACCUCCCAUGGAUCCCUUUUACCCCCCAAACCCCGACGGGACCAUCCCAGAUCCUCCGGAAGAAGUCCUGGAAGCUCUGAGAACUUUGGGAUUCGAUUCCUUCCGACCCAGCCAGGCUGAGGCCAUCAUGAGGGUCCUUUCCGGAAUCUCCACACUGCUGCUGCUGCCCACGGGCUCGGGCAAAUCCCUCUGCUACCAACUCCCCGCCUUCCUCUACCACCGCCGCUCCCCCUGCAUCACCCUCGUCAUCUCCCCCCUCGUCUGCCUCAUGGACGACCAGGUUUCCAACCUCCCCUCACCCCUCAAAGCCGUCUGCAUCCACUCCAACCUCACCCAAUCCCAGCGUGAGGCAGCCAUUCAAAAAGUCAAGAGCGGCCGAGCCCAAAUCCUGCUGCUUUCCCCGGAAUCCAUCACGGGAUCGGGAUUUUUUUCCCGUUUUUCCCGGGAUUUUCCUCCCGUGGCUUUCGCCUGCCUGGAUGAAGCUCAUUGCAUCUCCCAGUGGUCCCACAAUUUUCGUCCGGCUUACCUCAGGGUCUGCAAGGUUCUCCGGGAGCGUUUGGGCAUCCGCUGCUUUUUGGCUCUCACGGCCACGGCCACGGUGGCCACGGCGCGGGACGUGGCCGAAAAUUUGGGAAUUCCCGAGGGAACUCCCAGCGUCGGAGGCUUCGGAAUUCCCGAAAAUCUGCGGUUCUCCGUGACUGUGGAGGAAGACCUGGAUCAGGCGGUGCUGAGGAUUCUGCGCCAGUGGAAUUCGGAGAAUUUUGGGAAUUCGGGGAAUUUUGGGAAUUCCGUCAUCGUUUAUUGCAAGCGGCGCCAGGAGAGCGAGCGGCUGGCGGAGCUGAUCCAGAGGGAAUUCUCGGACAUGCCCCAAAAUCCCGGGAAUAAAACGGGAAAAGGGGAAGAGGAGGGGUUCCGGGCGGUGGCGUACCACGCGGGGCUGAGCGCGGCGGCGCGGCGGCGGAUCCGGCGCUGGCUGCGCUUCGGCGGCAACGGCGCCGUGUGCGCCAUGGCCGCGCUGGGGCCGGGGACGGCGCCCGCAGCGCUGCGCCGAGUGCUGCACGCCGGCGCGCCCGGCUGCGCCCAGAGCUUCCUGCAGCGCUGCGGGCACGACGGGCGCUGCCACGUCUGCCUGAGAGCCAAGGAAGAGGAUUAUUUGGAAUUUCGGCGUCACAUCCAUGAAAAUUCCGUGGAUUUUUGGGUGGUCAAGACUUUGAUCCAAAAAGUUUUCGCUCCUUGCAAAUGUCGGGAAAUUCACGGAAAAAUUCCGGAAAAUUCCCAGGAAUUCCCAAAAAAUUCCCGGAUUUGCCGCGGGCACGAGCGAAGCCUCCCGGUGCAGGAGUUGGUGCAGGAGCUGGACCUGUGGGAGGAAGGAAUCCAGACCCUCCUGUGCCUCCUGGAGUUUUUUUCGGGGCGGCUCCUGCAGCUUUUCCCUCCCGGCCCCGCCCGGUGCCGGAUCCGAAUUCCCGGGAAUUCCUCGGAGCGGCUGCGGGAGGCGGCGCGGGGGUGCCCCCCCCUGGAAUUCCUGCUGGCUCGGGGGACCUCGGGAAUUUCGGGAAUUUCGGGAAAUUUGGGAAAUUUGGGAAUUUCGGGGCCGCUGGAGUUCGACGCCGUCGCCCUGAGCGACGCCCUGGGCUGGGAUUGGCCGAGGCUGCGGCAGAGCCUGAGCCGGAUCCAGGGAAAAGGGAUCCGGGUGGAAUUUUGGGAAUUCUCCUUCCGCUUCCGCGCCGUCGGGGACCUGAGCGGGGCCGAGUUGGAUUCGGUGUCGGAAUUCCUGAAUUCCCGGCGGCUGCGGCGCGAGCGGGAGGAGCUGGGGCGGCUGCGGCGCUGCUUCCGGAUGUUCCACAG